GGAUUUUAUGUUACAUGUCUUGUAAUCACCUAUGUCAGCUGUCAAAACAAAAAACUAUUCGCAACCCAUUAUGUUGCAUUCAUCAAACUAUUCUGGUGCUCAUUGAGAGGUUAAGCUCAUGAAACUUCAUUUGUAAAGGAUACUUCCCGUUGAGGAAUGUCACCAAAGAUGCGAAUCCUAUGGCGCCAACUGUAACCACAGCCAUUUCAACAAUUGUAAUCUCUACUUAGCCUACCAACAGACAUAGACAUGUACCUCAAUACAAUUUCUAUUGGACUGCCAUCUCUUUGCUGUCUGCUGCCUAUCUGCUGGCCCUACAGUAUUUCUAGCCAUUGGACAACAGAAAACAAAGCCUUUUUCCUCUUCUCCGCGCCCGUCUUCACCUCGCCUGUCAACCCGUCUUCGCCUCGCCCGUCGUCCCGUCUUCGCCUCGCCCGUCGUCCCGUCUUCGCCUCGCCCGUCGUCCCGUCUUCGCCUCGCCCGUCGUCCCGUCUUCGCCUCGCCCGUCGUCCCGUCUUCGCCUCGCCCGUCGUCCCGUCUUCGCCUCGCCGGUCAUCCCUUCUUCGCCUCGUGGUCACCCCGCCUUCGCCUCGCCCGCCAUCCCGUCUUUGCUUCGUGGUAGCCGCGUCUUCGCCUCGUCGUUUUGGUAUUGUGUGUGUUUUGCAAUGUUUAUUCUUAACUAACCCGUUGGCUGCCACCCACCUUUUAUCCCCUUUUUUUUGUAGCUUGACAGGGACGGGCCGCGCUGUUCUGCUCCAUGGCUAUCUGCCAUGGAGUGGAGCAGCGCCACUGCUCAAGAUUGGCCGAAUGGCCCCAAAGGCAAUGCACCAUAGGGACUUUCCCUUCAUCGAUGCGAUAGAUGAGACCUGGGGUGUGCAUUCCCGUAAAGGUCUCAUCAUCGUAUCAGCCCGGCCUACCCGGCCCCCUUGGUCGCUAUCCCUAUGAUAGCGACGUAGCGACCGUAGUUAAGAUGGCGUGGCAGCCAACGGGUUAGUUUUAAGUGUAUAUAUGUAUGUAUUGUAUGUUGUAUUAUGUGG
Molecule: messenger RNA, 1037 nt
Organism: Daphnia carinata
Lineage: Eukaryota; Metazoa; Arthropoda; Branchiopoda; Diplostraca; Daphniidae
Exons: 5
Coding region: 250-945 (231 amino acids)
Source: RefSeq, a predicted model, not a curated record